Molecule: messenger RNA, 3610 nt
Organism: Oryzias latipes (Japanese medaka)
Lineage: Eukaryota; Metazoa; Chordata; Actinopteri; Beloniformes; Adrianichthyidae
Source: RefSeq, a predicted model, not a curated record
AACCACAAUGCAUUAUUAUUUCAGAGCUCCCCCCCUCUCUUCGGUCUCCCAAAGCCGUUUAGAUUAUGUAAGAGCUCUGUAUCAAGGGAGCCAGUCUGUGGAGGACAAGUUGGGAGAGUAUUUGCCGAUGAUGUAGCUCACCAACUCUGGACUUUCCCCGGCAGCUUGCAUACUACUCCUUUCUCAUCUUCUUUCUCCUCCUCCUCCUCCCUUUUCCUCUUCACCCACCCGUCCACCCACCAGCCCACCCUCUCCCUGCCUAUCCCGCACACACAUACACACAUGCAAUCACGAAUGCACUGGGAUUGCAGCACCGGCAGCAGCACCGCAAGAUGGAGAUCUCCGCUGCGUGUGUGAGUGUCUGUUCUCGCUGAGUGCAGGGACAAGAGCAAAUGAGUGUCAGUGAUGCCUGAAUGAGGUGUAUAAAGGAGAAGAAAGGGGGAAGAAUGGAGUAGAAGACAGAAAGGGGGGGGGGAUCAGUGAGGAUCUCAUCAGGUUUUGAGACACUGUCUCUCUAUUUUUCCUUUUUUUUCUUCUCUGCCUAUCCUGAUAACCUGAAUCUUUGCCGGAUGUGCCACAACUACUCCAGCUGUCACUGCGCCGGCUGCCUCUCUUUCUGUACUCCAGCAGCUUGCAGGAGCUGCUCCAGCGGCUGGACGAUACCCUGGGAUCCAGUGAAUACAUGGAUGAAUGCUGGAUCUACAGGGGAUCUGUGCUUUCUUGUCCUUUGCACCGCUGAUCUGUUUCUUAAGGAAAUAUGGUGAGCAAAGAGGACGGCAAAUGUAUUGUUCUGUCAAAUUCAGAAGAAUCUGAUUUUGAGACAGUCCCAUCACACAGCGAGCAGUCUGGACUGGAAACAGGCAAACGGCAGGUGAAGAAAAGAAACAAAGCCUUACAAGUACGUUUCAAGGAUAUCUGUGAAGCUCAGAAAGAGCAUCGAGGACGACGUACUAGGUCUAUUUCCUGCAAAGUAACUCACAGGAAGUACAUGACCAUGCCUGCCAGGCGAUCUAUUCCCAAUGUGACAAAGAGCACUGGCGUUCAGACUUCGCCAGACCUCACAAAGCGAUACAAGACUUUCCCUUUUGAGCGGAAAAAAGGACACACUUUUAAACACACUGCUUUGGUAGAAAAUUACAGAGGACAAAACAACGGGUUCUUGAGUGACAUAAAAACUGGAGAGGACGAUGAGCAAUCUGUUGGGCAGUCUUCUAAAUGCAAAGGUAAGAUUGUGGGACAGACAAAAGCUCUGCUUCACCACACUGUUGACAGCAGUGACACAGAGGAUUUACUUCCCAGUGCCAACUGUGAGGAAGGUCCUUCAUGCCCAGACUCUUCACAUUUCUCAGAAGAGGGCCAUCUAAGUAGUCCCACUUCUAAAAGUGAGCCAGAAUAUCAAGUUUGUGGAAAAUGGACUAAACACAAAGGAUUACAAAAGGAAAAUACAGAUGCUGGGACUUCAUCAAAGCGCCAGCUGACUGACUCCAAGUCACAGGACAAGCCAAAAGGCUUGGGCCCUGUGGCUUGGAACUCUUUGUUACAGGUGGAGUCUUUGGGAAGCCCAGCUGCAAGCUGUAAACGGAAAAAGGGCGCACAGCUAAACGAACAGCAAUUCCAGACAUUUCCCCAUAGUGCUAAAUGUUCCGUUAAGUCUCAAGGGCAAUGUCGGACAAGGCAUGCCUCUGCCUCCUCUAAACUUCAACAAAGUGUCGAGGAGGAGAACGCAUUUCCACCAGGAGGCAUCGGAACCACAGCAAUGGGGAGCAGCCAGCAGAUGUUACCCCAACUGGAAGACAAGGACAUCAAAGCACAGCUGCAGGCCAUGGAAAGUCUCAUCAACUCAAGCCAGGAGACCAUCAAGGUCCUUCUUGGUGUUAUUCAAGAGCUGGAGAAAGGUGAAGCACAGAGAGAAGGGCUCUCGUACAGAACAGGACAAGACACUGCAAAUUGUGAUACAUGCCGAAACAGCGCAUGCAUCAUUUACAGUGUUGAACUGGACUUUAAACUUCAGGAGGAUAAGCUAAGACCACUGAUGAAGAGACUUUGUCCUCUGGACAGCCAGCAGUGGCCUGCUCUGCCUUAUUCCAAUGAGGUGUUUACAUCUACCCCUAAAAGAAAGUCCAAGUCAGAAUCCAAGAAACAUGCCCGAUGGAAACUCUGGUUCCUCUAAAGAAAACCAGCAAAGGCUUCGGAAACUACCAUUUUAUUGGCCACACAGCUACUGCAAUUACUCUCAAAUGGUUUCAAGAAGCAGCUAGAAGAAUCCAAUCCAAGGAAGGGGAUAAUGAUGGAGGAAAACAGACAGACAGCAAAGACAAAACAUUUUAAAAUUCACAGUUUUAUGGACACAUUGGCUGGACAGAACCAACACACGCCUUUAAAAACUUGGAUAUCAUUACUGUCCAACAAAAGGAAACUCCUUCAGGGGAGUCAGACAUGAGACUGAAGCUAUCAAAUCUGAAUGGACAUCAGCCUCACCUCCAGGAAAGCACAAACAUCUGAGCUCUGAGGGCAUCAAGCAAAAAGAGACAAGGAAAAGAUGGGACAGUAUGCCAGCCCUGCACUAUCCACCCAUCAGGCACCACUUUUUGUUUGCAUGGUGAUCAUUUUUCUGUCUGACUGAACGUCUUAUUGCCUUAGCUAAUAACUGACUCUGUCUCUCAGUCCGAUUUCUUUUGGUCUCUAUAGAGCCAAAUAGCCAGCCAACUUUGCCUCAUUCAUCCUGUAAUUAUCUGUGAUGUUAGGUUAAGAUUCUAUAUUUUAGGAUAAAAUGUUUCUGACAAAGUACUGUGAUAUAUCAUGUGACUUAAAUGCUGGGACCCUUAUCUUGAAACAGGUACUGUAUUUAAAAUGUAAAAACAACUGUUCUGAGCUUGAUUAGAUUUUUUUUUAAUGUUGAAAAUCAAAAUGGAUGGUGUUUUGACUACUUCUGUGGCAGAGUAUUUUUAUGAAAAUCCCUUGUUUCUCCUUUGAUUUCUGCUUGACAAAAGCAAAGGGUAUUUUGACAUUUUUGCUGAGUUUAUUCAGAGGUUGCCUUACCUCUCUGCCACUCAUUGGGUCACAGCAAAGCGCUGAUAUGACAUUGUGAAACAAAUCCAUUUUAAGAUUGUUUGUGUGCAGUUAACACCUCUCCUGAGGUGUUUUGCAAUAUUGAUUUAUGCCAUUUAGCAACUCUUUUUUUUUUCUUUCAAAAAAACCUAUUAACCCACACAAAAAACUGUAUAAUCAAUUUGCAGCAAGAUGUGAAGGGCUAUAUAAGAAAUUAUGGUUGUGAUCAUUUUGAAGGAAAAACUUGCAGCCAGCCGCUUUGCUCAUGUAUUAACAGAAUAGUCAAACAAACAGAUGAUGUAGCAACGAUAGAAAUUCUUUCAGAGCAGGUGAAUUUGUGGUCAAUUUUGCUCUAAAAUGAAUGAAGUUACGUUUAUGUGUAAGAAAUAUCAGGAAAGCAAACACCUCCCAUCUUAGAUUAUACAGAGGACAUAAUUCAGGUCACCAAAUCCGUGAAAAGAGCUGUACCUUAAGAAAGUGCAAUUUAUUGAUUAUGUGCAAUAUUAUGCAUUUUUCUACUGUUUCUACAUCUCAAUUAAAACAUUUUCAAGUUAAAAUGCUC